Molecule: messenger RNA, 1101 nt
Organism: Purpureocillium takamizusanense
Lineage: Eukaryota; Fungi; Ascomycota; Sordariomycetes; Hypocreales; Ophiocordycipitaceae
Product: Gluconolactonase
Exons: 1
Coding region: 1-1101 (366 amino acids)
Source: RefSeq, a predicted model, not a curated record
AUGUCCAACUUGUCGCACUUUGUCAACGUCAACGUGGCGGCCCUGGCCACCGACGCGAGCUACUUUGCCAAACUCCCCGCAACCAACAUCGUCGAGCCAGCCAUCUCGCUGCUCGCCUAUCACGAUGACUUCUACCGUGUGAUGGGGCGAGAUGCCAAGGCACGAAAGGUCUGGGACCUCCCCUGGGCCGCCUUUCACGAGGCGGGCUUGUACAACAAGCGGGACAACUCGCUCUACAUCACGUCAAAUUUCCAGAGCCUCGAGGAUAACAUCAACAUCACUGUUGUGUCGCUCGACUCCGACGAUUAUCCCGUCCGCAGCACGCAGUUCCCGCUCCUGGCCGAGGCAAACGGAGGAACAAACUACUAUCCACCGGGAGCCAAGCGGAACCAAACGCCACCAAUGCAGCUUUACUGCGACGAGGGAGACUUUGAGCGCCCCUCGCAGCUGCUCGCCGUGGACCCAAACACGAACAAGUCUACGCCCGUGUUGACAAACUUCCUGGGCCGCAACUUCUCUUCCAUCAACGACGUCCGCCAGCACCCCGUCACCGGCGACUUAUGGUUCACCGACGCCGAUUACGGCUACUUCCAGCAUUUCCGCCCGGAGCCCUCCCAGCCGAAACAGGUCUACCGCUUCGAGCCAGACACGGGCGUCAUCCAGGUCGUCGCCGACGGCUUCGUGCAACCCAACGGGCUCGAGUUCUCGCCCGACCUCAAGACGCUGUAUGUCUCGGACACGGGCAGCCAGCAGUUCAAGACAGUCGCCACGGGACCUUCUUCCAUCUACGCGUUUGACGUCGUCGGCGACGGGAAGCGCCUCGCCAACCGCAGGACCUUUGCCUGGGCUGACAAGGGCUUCCCCGAUGGCGUGCACUGCGACACGGAGGGCAAUGUCUGGGCGUCGUGCGGAGACGGGGUUCAUAUCUGGGAUAAGCAGGGCAAGCUCUUGGGCAAGAUUUUUGUCGGCGAGAUGAGCAACAACCUCGCCUUUGCCCCCGGAAAGGUCUUUGUCUUUUCCAAUGCUCGUCUCUGGGUGGUGGAGGGUAUUAAAGCCCAAGGAAGAGAGGUCUGCCAGGACUUUGGUGUGGGAUGUAAUUAG